This is a messenger RNA of Amaranthus tricolor (Joseph's coat), 1379 nucleotides long. RefSeq lists its product as uncharacterized. The coding region runs from base 187 to 1206 and encodes 339 amino acids. The record is from RefSeq and is a predicted model, not a curated record. The transcript is spliced from 4 exons. Lineage: Eukaryota; Viridiplantae; Streptophyta; Magnoliopsida; Caryophyllales; Amaranthaceae.
CCGGAACAACAACAUUUUCUUUCACGACCACCCAGACUCUACAGUGACGAAAAUACAAGCAUUCUCAUUUCACAACUUUCUCUGAAUUGCUCCGCCCUCCAUUUUCGAUCUUUAUUCGAGCUCGGAAUGCUCAUUCACUUGCAGGCUAGGAGCUUUCGAGGUUUCUUUCCUUUUCCUACAUUGUAAAUGUCUACUAUAAAAAUGAAAUCAAAAUCCAAUUUUGAAGCUAGAUCUAUUGGGUUGAAGAGUUCCCAAGGAGAAGGUCCAAAUUGGGUGCUUAUUGUUGGCGGCGCCUUGUUAAGUACUUUAUCUAUUCGUCUUGGCUUCAAACUGAAACAGACGUUUGAUUGUAAACAAAAAGAUGACACAAUAUUGAAAGGAAGUGAAAGAUCAACUAGUCAAAGGUUAGGAAACUGUCGAUCGAAUUCAAGUUUACAUUCUUUUGGAUUGGAUGAGAAUAACUACUAUAAUUGUAGUGCAGGAGAACGUGUAAUGGAGAUAAGGAACCCUCAGAACAGCCGAAAUUUGACAGAUCAAGAGGUGUCACUCCCUCUAGUGACUGUUCCUACAUCUGAGUAUGGUGCGGUUUGGGUUUCAUCUCCAGAGCGUGGUGAUCCACCUUUAAAAUCAUUCCAUCAGUCAAGUACUUUGGACUCACCAUGUGUAUCUGAAUCCAGUUCUGAAAUAUAUAGCAAGCGAGAAGUAAUACAGAAACUCAGACAUCAGUUGAAGCAAAGAGAUGACAUGAUAUUGGAGAUGCAGGAUCAGAUAACCGAACUACAGAAUGCUUAUAAUGCGCAAAUAUCUCAUUCUGACCACUUGAGGUCACAGCUUGAUUCUGCCAACAAGGAUCUCUUGGAUUCGGAGAGAGAAAUCCAAAGGCUGAGGAAAGCUAUUGCGGAUCAUUGUCUGGCGUUCGGAGAGUCAAAUGAGAAGCCUUCUGCUGUCUCGACUUCACCAUUAGAGACAAGAAAUGGUCAUGUCAAUGGGUCUAUUAAUGGAGAUGUCAAUUUUGGGUUUCAUGGGAAAAGUAGAGGAGAUGAGGAAAGGAUCCAAAUGCUGAAAAAGGAAAUCAGCGGGCUGAAAGAUAUAAUUAACGGAAAAGAGUAUCUACUGGAAAACUACAAGGAACAGCAGGUUGAGCUUUCUUCUAAGAUUAAGGAAUUGCAACAGAGAUUAGAUAAUCAGCUUCCACACAUAUUGUAGACUACAUACCCUUUUCUUUUCUCUAUCUCCACAAUCCUCUUUCUCGAUUCUCAGGUUUCUUUUCAUCCUUUUGUUUUCCCCAAAUCAAUUGUGUGCCUAGGCUUUGAGCUGUAUAUAUGUUUCAUGAGUGCUAGUAAAAAUUGCGUCUUUAAUGAAAAGAUUGGUUGAGGUUA